AUACAAGCAUUCUCCGCGUCCUAAGGGUUGAGUGAGCGCAAACGCCGCUAACAGCUCAUAAGCCAAGGCUGCUGAUAUACGAGCAUGUAAUGUAGACUCGGGAAAAUGCAUAAAGGUUCACACACGCUGUGUUUCCAGAAUUGACGCAAUGUGCCAAAGAAUUUCGUUGCUGGCUUUGGCACUUGUGAUAUGCAGCUGCAUAGCUGUAGAAGCGCAAGUGUCUGGCUACGUGAGGCUCAAUGGACCUGCGCACGGCUGCCAGGUCUUAGUCACUGCCCUCGAUGGGUCAGGGACGUUAGCAGGCGCUGGCAUCACUGACAGCAGCGGCUACUUCUCCAUCGCGUCGGCACUAGCGGCCGGCACCAUGACGCGGGUGUCGGUCCAGCCAGGUGGCAGCUGUGUAGAUGUGUACACAGGUCUGGCACCCAGCUACGCCGUGACAGCAGCCCUGCCCGUUGGGGCUGGAGCGGCGGUUGCGGGCAUGGUGGGCGUGGCGUCACUGGCCGCGAUGUCUUACCUGGAGCUGGUGGCCGCCUCGGACACGGGAUUGGGCGCGGCGGCAGCAGCCGCGAACCGCAGCAGCAGUGUCAGUGGCGUCGGACGGCGUUUAACGCAGCAGGGCGUUGCCGCACAGCAGCAGGCACUGCCAGUGGAAGCAGGGUUGGACGCUUCGUCAGUGGGCGCGAGUGCAACACGGGCGCAGGUACCACAGCUGAUCCCGCGAUGGCUGCAAGCCACUGGAGCAAACUCUACAAGUGGUACCAAUGCCACCGCCACCAACAUCACGUCUGGCAGCAACAGCACGGAGACCACAAUCGUGACGGGCGGCGACACCAACAGCACCAACACUACAACAAGCACCAACAGCACCACCCCGAUUCCCAGCCCCAGCCCGGCGGCUGGCAACAUCACAGCCACCAACACCACCCACUCCAACACCACUGCAUCCGGAGGGACGGGGACCAACAGCACCAGCCCCCCGCUCUCUGCCUCUCCGCCGCUGCCGCCCUCGCCGCAGCCGCCCAGCUCGCCCCUCAUCAGUACCCUGGGUGGCCUGCCCCUGGAUGGCACCGCCACCCAGCUGCUCAGCAACGUGACCACCGUGCGGCUGCUGCUGAGCCGCCUGUACGGCACCCUGAAUGUCAGCCUGGCGCCCUACGGCGUGGACGCACUGGCGCUACAGCCGCUGGCACUGCUGCGGAGCGGGCUGCGGGCGGAGCGGCAGCUGGGCGUGGCGGUGCUGGCGGCGGACGCGCAGCUGGGCUCGGUGGUGGGUCUGGGCGCGGCACUGCUGCGGGCUGCUGGCGGCGUCAGCACUGCGGGCAACAGCUCUCGGCUGGCGGCGCUGGUGGCGGCGCAGCUGGUGCACCAACUGGCGUUGCACGAGGACGCGGCAGCCAAGAUGAAAGCCAUGGCCACCAACCGGACCGGCAUCAGCAGUAUGAACGGCAACUCUAGCGAUACGGUGCAGCCGUCGCCCUCGCUGUCGCCCUCGCCCCUUCCGCCCUCGCCCCUGCCGCCCUCGCCGCCGCUUCCUCCCGGCAGCUCGGCUGACCUGGUGGGCCCCGCGGCCGUGUUCACGCCGCUGCCCUACAUGCCCGGCCUGUACUCCACCGUGCUGGUGCGGGAGGUGUACAUUACGGCGGCGGCGCGUGCGGGCGUGCCGCUCACCUCGGCCGCCGUGAAUGCCACAGUGGCGGUGGCCGCGUCCGUGGCGGCGUACGCUGAGGUGGUGAAGCAGGUGGCGCUGGCGGAGCUGCGGGGGGUGGUCAUGGGGCUCAACCCGCUCAACGCGGCCAUGGGUCUGGCGCGUCUGGCGGUGGUGCAGGCGGAGGCAGAGGGGGUGGUGGGCCAGGUGGUGAGCGGCGCAAACGCGGCCGCGCUGGACACGUACGUGCUGGAUGCGCUGCCCGAGCGCAUCAGCAAGGCGGCGGUGGACGUGGCGGCGGUGCACAGCAGCCUGGGGCUGGCGGUUCCAGCGGCGGCGGUGGCGGCGGUGGGCGUGGCACACCUGGUGGGGCCGCUGCGGGGCUGCUCGGGCCAGGCCAACGACCUGUGGACGCCCGCCUACGAGGCCUUCACCACCGGCAGCGCGGGCGGCAUCUCAAUGCGGCGCAAGGGCCUGGGCAGCGUGACAGUGUCGCCCUACCGCCUGUGCUACGACGCCCUCACGCAGCUGCCGCUCAACCUGUCCGUGUCCAACCUGUCGCCGUCCAUGGGCAUUGCCAGCGUGUCGCCCGUGGCCAUGCUGGCGCAGGGCCUCUACACGGUGCAGGCCACGCAGCAGCUGAUGACGGUCACCGCGGCGCAGCAGGACGCGGCGUUCGCGGCCAUGGGUCUGGACCGGGCCGCCUACAACGCCUUGAUGGUGGCGGCCGCCAAUGCCUCCGCCGCCUCCGCCUCCAACAGCUCCUCUUCCUCCAGCAGCACCAGCAGCUCCACCUCCUCGCGGGCUCUGUCCAGCCAGGGCUUCCUGCUGAACCAGCCGCUGAUGGGCGCCGUGCUGGCUGCCAACGCACAGCUGCUGGGGCUGUUCUACGCGGCCAGGGCUAUGUUCACGUCCUCCUGCUACUAUACCUACGGCCUGGACAGCUGGGAGAACGCCCACACCUUCACAGUCACUCUGACGCUGUACGCCGCGGCGCAGCAGGCCCUCGCCAGCGGUAGCGGCAAGCUGGACCUGUCCAGCCCCACCACUCUGAACUCGAUGUGGGCGAUGCUGGUGGACGCAUGCGACUUCAACUCGGCGCAGCUGCUGGUCAGCCCCAGCCCGCCGCCGCCCCCCUCCACCGCCGACCCGGGCUCGGCGCUGGCCAACGUGAGUGGCGCCGCCGGGUCCUCGGGCCCCACCAUCACGCCCACAGGCACCCUGCUGGCGGGCGGCGACGGCACAGCAGUUGGCGCUGCCACAACCAGCACCGCCGCCCUCACUGGCAUCACCACAGUGCUGGGCCACCGCCGCCAGCUGCUCACCAGCCGGCAGAGGACGGAGCUGCUACUGGGCGGCGACGGCGACGGCGGCAGCAGCGCAUGGAGCGAGGUGGUGUCGGCGGGCUGGCAGCAGGGGGCUCUGGAUGCGGAGGGCGUGUUGCGCCAUGCGGAGGGCAGCCCUGCGACUGCCGCGGCGGUAGCGCUGCACCGGCGGCUGCGAGCCCACCUGCUGGCUGACCUGGGGCUGGUGGGGCUGGAGGCACUGCUGCCGGAGGGCAGCCCCGCGCGCCGCCACCUGCUGCAGCAGCCGCGCAAUGGCGGCGAGCGGGCUGACGAGCCGCGCACGGUGCGUGGCGACCUCCUGGGCCAGGCCGCCACUGCCGUGGCCACUGCCACUGGCCCUGGCACUGGCGGGCGGCGGCUGUCUGUGUACGCGGACGACCCGGACAUGGGCAAUGUGUACACCAAGGUGUCAGAGAUCCUGUCCGGCAUCAACGCCCAGCUGCGCUCCAUCCAGGCCCAGUCCGCUGACGCCGCCCUGCUGCCCGGCGCCGCCGCCUCGCUGUACAACCUGACGGGGCUGGUGCUCAACGCCACACAGCUGGGGCACGUGGCGCAGUACGGGCUGUACAACAGACUGGUGGCGGUGCUGCGGCUCAGGUACAGUGACGGGCUGUCACUGGUGACGGCGCUGCAGAAGGUGGCUGCGGACUACACCGGCAGCUCGUUGGCCCUGCGCAUGACCGAGGCGGCUGUGGCCGUGGACACCGUGUGCUCUGAGCCGGGCUCGCAGUGCAGCGUAUACAUCUCAAACGGCGGCGUCGGCUACUCGCCGCCGCCGUCUCAGUCCGGCGCCGGCAGCAGCAGUAGCAGCAGCAGCAACAUGGGAGCAGUCAUUGGCAUCGCGGUAGGCUGCGCGCUGGGCGGUUUGGCGCUGCUGGUGGGCGGAUUCAUGGCGUACAAGUAUGUGCGCCGGCGCCAGAUCAAGCAGACGGUGGUCAACACCUUCAAGACAGGCGACCAGGGCGGCCUCAACCUGCGGGUGGCCUCCACAUUGCACGGCAACGGGUUCUCGCCGCUCAACAACGCCGGCUUGGGCACGGGCGCGUUGGCGCCUCUGCGGCCCGGUGGCGAGGCCUACUCCUCCACCGUGCCGGCGGCGCUGGGCCACAACCCCGCAGUGGCGCACGACUACCCGCUCUACCCCACACCCUCCUAUGGCGCCGCCGCCUACGGCAGUCCGGCGGGGCCGGGGGGCGAGGUGAUGAUGACGCCGGCCGGCGCAGGCGGCGCGCAGUACCUGCAUCACGGCGGCGCUGCAGGCGCGAUGGGGCCGGGCGCAGCGGGCGCGGGCGGCAUGGCGUCGGCCCGCGGCGAGGCGGGACUGGUGGACCGGAACAGCCCUGCUGGCGGGCCGGGUGCCGCGCUGCUGGGUGCCACCAGCGGCUACAAGACCUACCCCAACUCCGCCUACGUGCCCGACCAGCGCACCGCCGCCGCCGACUCCACGGCGCUGCGGGACACGGGCCUGCCCAGCCCACGCCACCAGGCCGCACAGCCCUACCCCUACCCCUACUCCUACUUGGACACGGCCGGUGGCACCGCCUCGCCGCGUGCCUACCGGCCCACCACCUCGUCGUCCGCGCCGCCGCAGAUGCUGGCGCCCACGCUGUCGGCGCCCGUCACACCCACCCAUGCCAACGCCGCCAACACCAACCUGAACGGCACCACGGGGCGGCGGGGCGGGCAGCUACCGCCGCUGGCCGCCUACACCAGCGUGCAGAAUCCUGCCGCGCCCACAUCCUCACUGGCGCUCAGUGGCGGCCUCAACUCCUCGAUACGCGCCAUCCCCGUCAACUCCAACUUCAACUCCUCGCUGCGGCCGCCCACAGCCAGCGCACACAACUCGGACGGCGGGAGCGGGGGCCACAACAGCGGCCCCAACAGCUAUGUGGCGCUGAGGUCGCCCGCACUGGCAGGCACUGGUGUGGCGGCCAGCGGGCAGCUUCACGGCCCUUCGACUCUGGGGCCCAGCAGUGGGGUCAACGCCAGGAGGUCGUGGGGGCCCGGGCAGGACUACGCCAUUGCCUCCGGGCUGCGCGAGUCCUCAUUCUACACGCCCCAGUAGCAGCAUCCAGCGCCCAGUCUGGAGAAUGGGGCGCGUGCCAUGGCCGCAGGGGGACCCAGCUGCUCAACACUAACGAAUGAUUUCUUCUUGCUUCUAUAUCGUAUGUUUGUGCAAAUACUGCUGGAGUGUGCUAGACUGCGUCCGGUACACCAUUGGGGACGUGAGAAAUGCGUUUGGCAACGCUGAAUUUUGCUGCCUGGCCCCGCUGAUUGGUGGACCCAAGUGGUGAGGGGCUCAAAUGUAGUGCAGCUUUGGCUUGUCCGAGUGCACGUUCACAGAGAACGCGUAUUGGACUCCGUAUGGCUGAGCGCCCGUCAUCCAAUGCAUUCAUGAUGCCUGCUGAGUACUGUUAACGCGGACCAUGCUUCAGUUCGAAGCUGACUCGAAGGCACAUGACAUACCGACGCAGUAAUAAGAGAAGAGGGGUCCUUGGAGCUGCUAUGGGCUCCAUGGGGGAGCGGGAGGCAUGGGCUACCUAGGAGGGCCAUCCCGUUGUUGCGGGCGGAGGUUUCCCACUCCUGCGUCAGGCCAGCUCCUGAGCUCGUUUGUAUACGCAGCCGACGCGGUGCUCCAAAGAGGCUGGAUCGGGCUUUGGCGGGAUACGCGGCCCUGUGAUAGCCUGUGAGACGUGGGCAGCUGGUGGACCAGCCUUUGUUUGCAUAUCAUAUGUUGUUUUGGGAACACUGCGUAGUGGGGCACCACAUGCGGUACGCGGCUUCAUGGGAUUCACAUUGCACUGAUUUAUGAAAGGAAGAGGGCCGGGGAGGGCAUAAGCAUGCAACGUGGGGCACUGGGAUGUACUGUGUGUGUGUGUGUGUGUGUGUGUGUGUGUGUGUGUGUGUGUGUGUGUGUGUGUGUGUGUGUGUGUGUGUGUGUGUGUGUGUGUGUGUGUGUGUGUGAGUGUGUGUGUGUGUGCGUGCGCUCGUGUGUGCGUGUGUGUGUGCGCGUGUGCGUGCGUGUGUGUGCAUGAGUGUGUGUGUGUGUGUGUGAGAUAGCGCUGCAUUGCUAGUGCUCAUUGAUCUCAUUGAUCUGGGGGCCCUGGCGACAUAGAAACGCCACAUGUCGAAGAACAAGUGCACGGACGGGACAACUUGGCGGAAAGGCAGCGCCUGGGACGCCCCAGGGGGCUGUAACUACACUAGCUC
Messenger RNA from Chlamydomonas reinhardtii, 6204 nucleotides. RefSeq lists its product as uncharacterized. The record is from RefSeq and is a predicted model, not a curated record. Bases 365 to 5059 code for a protein of 1564 amino acids. The transcript has 10 exons. NCBI's taxonomy places the organism in Eukaryota, Viridiplantae, Chlorophyta, Chlorophyceae, Chlamydomonadales, Chlamydomonadaceae.